UCUUUAGAGUUGGGAUUUAUCCAAUGAGUACAGAAAUCUUUUUUUGAAAAAAAAUAACUGCAAAUAUUUAAAUUCAUCAUUUUAGUCUUAAGAAUGAUGGCCAUUGAAAUUAUUUUCAAGGAUGAUAACUAUAUCCAUUCAACACGUGCAUGUUGAUCACAAACAUCAUCAUAAAUUCCCAUAUGGUUUAUAUUAUAUAUUAUCAUCAUAGCAUUUUAUAUUAAUUAUUUUUCUUUUUUUAUAUAAAGCAGAAUAUUAAUAUAAGGGCAGAAAGAGGAAAAUCUCACAAAAAGCCAACAGGUAGCCAAUGCCUGACGGGUGGCAUUGUUUUCUGCAUUUUGUUCUCAUUAAAAUUGUCAAUAUGGAGGAAUUUAAGGAAGUAAGAUAUCACAGUACAGCCAUUAGAGUAACAGAAUAUUUCAAGAUAUGCAUACAAUCAAUUUCUUUAUUCUGUUUGUGAGCUAUGCUUCCUACCUGCCCCACUUGACUAAAUUUAAAUAUUCACUUACCAUCUGCUAAUUUAAAGCUCUAUACCCAUUUAGUGGAGAGAAAGACUUCCCUUUUUUUUUUUUUCUAAAUUGACCCACUAAAGUUUAAAUUCCGAGCGCUCACAACCUGAAAACAAUUCAAAUAGCUAUACAUUAUAAGCUGUAUGAAGAAUCCCGUUAUUCUUAGAAAAAAAAAAUUAGUGAUUUUUAUAGGUUUUUCAUUUUAAAUUUAUAGUUUAAUUUAUAUUAAAAUAAAUUCUCAUAAUUGAAAAUGUGAUAUUUGUUUUACUUUCCCUUUCUUCUUAAUCAGUAUUUAAAGCCACCCAUUUCUUUUCCCACCUCUUACUCCCAAGCUACCAAUAGCAAUACACUAAAGCAUGGAAAAUCUCCCUCCAUUGCUCUACAGGAACCCAAGAAGGAGCCCCAGGCAAUCCAGCAGAUACCUUGGAGUCCGCCGGCGGCCAUGGGGAAGAUAUGCUGCAGAGAUUCGAAAUCCAUAUACCAAAGAAAGACACUGGCUUGGCACUUUUGAUACUGCUGAAGAAGCUGCUAUAGCUUAUGAUCUAUCUUCUAUCUCCUUUAGUGGCAUUGAAAGAGCUCGUACCAAUUUUUACUACCCUUUCUGGUGUUUUCCUCCGUCUCCUCCACUGCCAGCGGCGGCAGUGCCUCCACCUCCUCCUUCACCAACUCCAGCUCAUCAACGGGAAGAGAGUGGUGAAUCACUUAGCAUGGAGAUUAUGACUACCUCAUCACAAGAUGAUGAAUCUAUGGUUAUUGCUUCAAUCUUACAAAGCUUUUGCCAAUCUACUACUGGUUCCUUCUUUCCAUAAGCUUAUUAUGCAUGUUCCUUCAUUAAUUUCUUUAUAAAGCUUAAUUACUCC
Manihot esculenta (cassava) is the source of this 1369-nucleotide messenger RNA. Its product is annotated as ethylene-responsive transcription factor LEP. The transcript has a single exon. The coding region runs from base 866 to 1318 and encodes 150 amino acids. NCBI's taxonomy places the organism in Eukaryota, Viridiplantae, Streptophyta, Magnoliopsida, Malpighiales, Euphorbiaceae. Gene Ontology annotation, biological process: regulation of DNA-templated transcription. The record is from RefSeq and is a predicted model, not a curated record. Gene Ontology annotation, molecular function: DNA-binding transcription factor activity; DNA binding.